AGCGCGAGACGCGCGGCUCUCGUUACGCACCUUCUCCGGUUCCCAGCAGCGCGGCUCGAGGACCGAACGAGCCGUUACUGCUGGGAGGGGAUGGUGGCCCCGCUGUGGGGGAAGCUGUAACUCGGAACUGGACGCCGACUUUCACGCGAUCGGGAGACGCCGCGGAGACCGCAGCUCGCGCGCGGGUUCGACCGGCGCGAGGAGGAUGGCGCGUGAGACGCGCGGCUUGCGGCUGCUCUUCUUCGCCGUGUUUACAGCUGGAGCCCUGUGCAAACACUCGCGGGCCGAAUGGAAUGCCACCAGGGAGCCGGCCAGUGGGAGUGUGUCCUGUAAUCCCCAUGGCAACAGCAGCCAGUGUGCAGCUGCAACUGAGGAAUACAACUGGAGUGGCCACUUCUCCGAGUGCCCCGAGGAGUUCCUCCAAUUCUGUGUCCAUGGGAGGUGUCGCUUUCUGACGGAGCAGAACAUGCCGUCCUGUGUGUGCUUAAAUGGAUACAUUGGCUCUCGGUGUGAAUAUGUUGACCUUGACCUCCACACUGGAGAUCAGAAGCACAUAGUCAUUGCCUGUGUCAUAGCGACGCUGGUCUUUCUUAUACUGCUCGUUGUCUUCAUCUGCAUCUAUGCACAUCGUCAUAAACUCUGCUAUAAGAAGAAUCAGAAAAAGGAGGAGAAAGCAGAGGAAGCUGAAAAACUCAACAUGGCUGCAUCAACCAGUGAAGGUCGAGAGUGCCGAUCAUCGGUCCAUGCCGAGACAGAAACAAACACAGUGUGAUGAGCACCAUGAAGAAUUUGCUUCUGUAUCCUGAGGCUUCGGCCACGUCUAUAUAAGCUUUUCUUCUGGCCUUUUACCAACGCCACAGCCGCACGCUUCUCAGGUUACGCACAUGAAAUCUGAUCUGUAUAAACUGUAGCAGGAAUGGAUCAGGGGAUCAACUCCUUGGGCCCCACUCUGGCUUCCACGUGUAUGAAGUGCGCCCAACUUGUUCCUGUUCUUCUUUCCCUUUUGGGUUCCUGACCUCAUACCUACGAAGCAUCGUUCUGGAGGUAUUUUGAUCCAAAGCAACACCCUGAUUAGUAUUUAUGGGUGGUCUGAAAAAUUGGUACAUACAAUACCCAGCUGUAUCAUUCUUCUGAUUUUACUCCGAUCAUACACAGGAAUGAAUUUCGGUGAGAGAUCGUUUAUGUCAGUGCUAUACCUCCCAGUAGAGGUGAUAAGUAAUGAUGCAGAGUUGAAGUGCAGCCUCAUGGAGCUCAUCCUUUACCUAUGGUUUAAGUUAUUAAACAUGUAUUUUCAGGCCUGAACAUUUCAAUCCAUUUAACAAUCUAAUGAGGAUAAUGUAUAGUUGACUUGUGUACAUUGAGAGUUUCACUUGGAUGUAAGAUUGAUGGUUUGGCCUGAAAAAAUGAAAUGAUGUGAAAAUGGAGAAAACUGAGAUCGGCUGUUUCUUCGUGCUGCGUGUUUUUUGCUUUUUCCUGAGGGACAAAUGGACAAGUGUCUCUAAUGGCCAUUGUGGGUGUGGGAGUGGGAGUGGGCAAGAGGACCGGUAUUCCUGGAGAUGUGUAGGUCACUGACGGGAACAAACACGAAGGCUCUUUACCCCCUGCCUGGGUGGACGGUCUUGCUUCACAUGCUGCUUGUGCCUGAAGCCCAUAAAGGAUCAAUUCAACCAAGAGGAGAAAUUCCAGCAGUGAAAAUUUUUACUGACAUUUACUCCUUGAGGUUUAAGACACAUUAUUAAGGACUAGUUAACGAGACCAUAAACUGUGUUCAGUGAGAAGUUGCCAGUUUUUGUUGUUGGCCAGCUACCUGUUGUCGAUUUUCAUUUUGUCUAUUGCACAUGGUGCAGAACUUGCUGAAAAUAUGUCUCUCCCCAACAGCCCAUACACAGUUUUAUUCACUGUAUGAAACAGAAGGCACGGGCUUAUUUCACUGCAGCGUUUCACAAAAACCUGUUUUUUUUUUUUUUUUUUUUUACUGGAAUGUAUUGCCAAAG
This is a messenger RNA of Scleropages formosus (Asian bonytongue), 1994 nucleotides long. It is a transcript of the gene btc, whose product is annotated as betacellulin, epidermal growth factor family member. Gene Ontology annotation, molecular function: epidermal growth factor receptor binding; growth factor activity. Bases 206 to 772 code for a protein of 188 amino acids. The transcript is spliced from 6 exons. Gene Ontology annotation, biological process: positive regulation of cell population proliferation; epidermal growth factor receptor signaling pathway; positive regulation of mitotic nuclear division. The record is from RefSeq and is a predicted model, not a curated record. NCBI's taxonomy places the organism in Eukaryota, Metazoa, Chordata, Actinopteri, Osteoglossiformes, Osteoglossidae.